AUGACAGCUCAGCUCCCUGCAACACUGAAGUGGGUGGUUCUCCGGAGGACACCUGGGGACUCUGCUAACCUCUCUGCUGACACACAGAUCACAGGCUGCCAGUUUACAGUCUCUGCAGAGGGUAUCCAGAUCGCCGUGUCCUUCUUCUGGGAGACGUUCUUGUUUAAUCUCUCCCUGCCAAGAAUGAGUAAAGUUCUUCAAUUUGUAAAUCUCUCAGGUCAGUUUCAUGUAGCCUCUGUAGAAGAAAAUUUCCCACAAGUCUGUGCUGGCACGACCAGCCUUUGCUUUUACAGCCUGCUUUUACCCAUUACUACUUAUGUGUUCUUCCACCUCACUUGGAUGGCUAUUACAUUCUUUAGGCACAAUUAA
Tupaia belangeri chinensis (Chinese tree shrew) is the source of this 369-nucleotide messenger RNA. Its product is annotated as phosphatidylinositol N-acetylglucosaminyltransferase subunit Y-like. The record is from RefSeq and is a predicted model, not a curated record. Gene Ontology annotation, cellular component: glycosylphosphatidylinositol-N-acetylglucosaminyltransferase (GPI-GnT) complex. Gene Ontology annotation, biological process: GPI anchor biosynthetic process. NCBI's taxonomy places the organism in Eukaryota, Metazoa, Chordata, Mammalia, Scandentia, Tupaiidae.